UAAAUGUAACGCUACAUUAAAUUAAAAGAUUCUAAAGAAAAAAUUGAAUUCUCCAGGAAGUAGAUUCGCAAACAUGGUUUGUUGAGUAUCCUUGAAGCGAGUAUGAGAAUUUAAUGCAUUUCGCAACGUCGUUUGGACCGUGUACUCUAUUUCUUGCAAGCAAUAUGCUCCAUUUAAUUUUCCGUAAUAUUAAAAUGUGAGCCCGCGAGAAAUCGUACUACCGGAGAAUCGAUAAUAAUGGUCAAGUAAGGUCUUCUACGGUAUUAAAAUCUGGCUUUUCGAUUCCGAGGUACAAACGUGUUUAAAAUGGGGCACGAUAUCUUGCAAUUUAAAAUAAAAUUUAGCCGUUAAAUCACUCGUCGAGUCAGCAAAAAGCCAGACCUCGUAGGAAAAAGCCGUGAAUGUAAUCGACAAAUAUAGCAUCUGGCAACAGUUGCGGUAAGCUGAGCAUGUCUUCCUCAUUCGUUGAGUGUAAUUUUUGAAACGGUCGCUUCAAACGAUGUACCUCUAAUAAGAUAACUGUCUGCUGAAACUUUCGAUUAAUUUAAUUCGCCGGUCAGUUCAUUAGAAAAUGUUCCUCUGUAGCGCGUACCCUCUUUGCUGGAAGUUUCAGGAACGCCAAUCUCGUCUACACCAACUUUUACAAGAACAGACGUUCUUCCGUUCCCUUCAAGUAUUCGCGAAACCUUGGAUCGCGUCGCGUCUUGUCGGUUCAACGAGUUAUUCAACAAGGUCGUUUGUAAUCUUAUCAGGCCGAGUCUGCAGCAAAAGUGCAGCUGUUCUGUUGAAUUUCAUACCUCUUCUUCGAAGCAACGGGUAGCUGUUCGAUACACGAAACACCCAAAGUCGUCCCUGAUAGAAUCGACCUUGCGUUCUCCUGAUUCGCUUCUUCCUUUUACUACCUCGUACAGAUUCCGCAGUGUUAUAAAAAAUUCACUUGUCCUAGCUCGACUUUCCACCCUUUGAACCAGACACGCGUCACUCGAGAUUUGACUUUACUUUCAUCGAGGAAGACUCGCUAAUAUCCUGUUGCUUUUCUAAACUCAGCGGUUUUGUAUUAUUCUGGCGGAUUCGCAGUUUUCAUAAUCAUCCUUUGCAACUAUUUAUAUGGAACUGUUAUUGGAGGAUAGCGGUAACGAUCCUGCAAUAUUUCCGACAUAUAUACCAAUAAAAAUUGUACGCGUACAUUGUGCGUACAUCGUACGUAGCAACGGAGCCAAAAAUCCAGCACAUUUGUCUCGCGAGCGUUCCCCGUAAUAUCCGCGAUAUGGCAGCUUUGUAGGAAGUAAGAAAACAUUGAAAUCAACCGCGUAUAGCGCCGCGUACGCGAAUCGAUACGUGUAUAUUCGUUUCAACAGCUAUUCUACAGACCCUUUCACAGAUGACAAUAACGAUAACGACGAAGGGGGUUAAAUCGCAUGCGGAAUCGUCUAAUAUAAACCGUUGCUCGGCGCCCGGGUUCGGCCUCCACGUGGCUGUUUCGAGGGAAACGCGCGACGCGAGAGUGCAACAAACUGCACGGAUUGCAGUCGGAGUGACGUUUUCCACGUCCCUGGAAGCCGGAGCUGAUUCCUCCCACCGUCGACUCGUUUAAUCGCUCGCUCGCCUCCUGUUCGUCGGACUUGCCUCGGUUCCUUAGCGUCUGCGCGUCUCCUCGGCUCCACGGCUCGUCUCCAUCGCCCACUCACCACCACGCGAAAUCCCCACGAGAUCGCGAAUUUAAAACUCUACAGUAGCCGCAGUGUCGAAUGUGCGAGCAACCAUGCGAGGAACCCGACGAGGCGCGGACGUGAACCGUGUUCCAACAAAAACCCUUUCUCUCGACUCCUUUUCUUCAACCACCGUCCGUGCUCUUUCGCUCAAGUGUGAACUUUACUAGUUUCUCUCUCCACAGUGUGCUUAACCAGAGGAAGAGGAGAAACACAAUGUGCUUCCAGUUAAGCGUACUUUCUUUGUUCCUCUCUGAAAAAAUUAUCACACCGUGAAGUGCCUUAUCAUGAAUACGCGAAACUUUUACAGACCCCGUAACGAAGCGUCUCUUAAUUAACCAUUAAUUGGGGCGGCAAUCGAAAUACGGUACCUCUAUUUCCUGCAUCGUGGGAAUAUGAUCGAGGUAUACUCGUCCCUCGCGCAAUCCUCCAAGAGGAAUAAACACGAGAGUAUCGGGAAAGUUUACAGCAAACUUCACCGAUUGCCAGCAGCAGAGGAAGAGGAUCGACCUGUAACAGUAGUUUCAACGCACGGUUCCACGCACGACCGUUUCUUCUCUACUUCGAAGAGCAAACUUUCUCUGCUUUUUACCUGUCCGUUUUAACGCGUAACUUAAAGGCUCCGGAAGAAAGGCAACUGUACUCGGGCGAAGAUUCUAUUAAUCUUUUUAUUCGUUCGAUAUUCGCGGUCGUUAGAGACCACGGGAUCGAGCGGUUCAUAGCUUGUUACGGACACCUCGGGGACACGAUCGAGCUGUUGGUUCCCCAACAAUCGCGCCGGUGGUUCGGGAAACUUGGCAACAAACUUUUACCUUUUCUUUGCACUCGUCGUCUAUCGCGAGGAUCACGGAGAAAAGUUGGUGCACGAUCGUCUUUGAAGAGGAACGCGAGGCUAACGGCAAACAGCAGAUGAGUAUCUCUUUGACUGAUCGAGUAGUGUUUUUUGCACAGGAGAAAAUAUGUUUGUCGUACAUCAGGGGCAAUGGGGUAGAGCGGUCAGACCGUAAGAGUUACGAAUAGAACGGAACUGAAACCGCGAGAAAGUUUAUGCGCGUAUCCUGAAAAGGAAACAUGGGGGACGAUAGAGAAAAAACGGCCCGUAGUAUAUAGUCUGAUUGGCACGAAGCCGACAAAUAUCGUCUCGAGAGUGUUGAGUACAGCACCGAUGUGGCGUCUAUCAGCUUUUCACCACGAAAAGCAUCGAUCAACGGCCCGUAAAUGUCGAAAACGGUAGCACGGAUGCCAGCUCGAUGCCUCAUUUUUGUUGCUUUAUCAAUCUCUUUCGAAAUCUUUUCUAUCAAUCUUUUUCUACGCUUGCACGUGGUCCCGUUUCGCGUACAUGUGUGCGGUUUCUUGUUACACACGAUCGCAUACACCUGGUUUUCAUUCAACCAUCAUCUUUCCUCCUGUAUCCUCGUGAUUGGAUUACAGUAUCGUCUCUCUAAGUGGCGUAUCCUCCUGUUUUUUCAUUUCUGUAGAAAUAGCAACGACGGUAUCCUAGCUUUUUGGAUAGUUCGGGUUAUGUUUCAGAGUUGGUUUAUCUCCAUACGAUAUGCAUACAUACGUAUAAAUUACGUAAUAUACAUACAUUACGUUUUAUGUUAUACUCAAUUCUCGUGUAGUAAAGAUUUUCCAUUAAAUUCAACCGGGAUUUCUGAGUACAUAUUGAACCAGUUCUUACCCUUAGCGAAUAGAAUAACAGCUUAAAGUUUCGAAGCAAGUUCCUCAUCCGACAAGGAAAAUUCCUCGAAUAUUAUACUGGUAUUUAUCUAAAUGAGAAGAUGUUAUGCACCGAUAGAUCCACUCGCGUGAAUCUUUAAUUAGGCACUAGAGACACUUAAUGGUAAAGUUUCGACAACCCUUAUCAAUUGCUGCAUAAGCAUCCCUUUCGUGCGAAUGAUCGUGGCACGGUUAAUAAACCUUCGCUACAUCCUCGAAGUAGUUAAAAGUACCUCUGCACUCCAUCAGGAAUUUGCACUGUCUCGUUCCUAAUGAAGACCUCAACUUUUCGCGCGAAGAAUUAUUCACAAUGUCGUUUCGUUCGAUGAAAUGCGAAGCAGGAUGGAAAAUUUUACUGUCAGAGACUGCGAACCAGUUGAAAGUUAUCCACGGGACAAUCUAUACAACCUGAUAAUCCAUUCGUAAAUCAUACUCGCCGACGAUUCAUCCGGGAGAUGAUAUUUCAGGUACGCUUGAAUAAGACGCGUUCCUUGGCGUGAAUACUCUCAUUUAUUUCAAUCGUUUUAACGGUUAACGCUUUGAUGCGUUGAAGAUAAGUUUCCAUCUACCUUCGGGCUUUCUCGCAAACUCGUUCGCGAUGUGAUUAUAACGCCAGGACUAUUAUUUGAAUUUCAUAAUGCAACCUUAAUUCGUUUAAUGGGAAGAAACAUUUUCAGCGUCGCGAGAAUCAUUAAUUACGUUCUUAUAAUAACCCUGCCGUUAGCCGACAAAGAGGACAUCCCAGAUAUCCUGCGCUCUUUUUUAUAAUGCGCUUAUCGUUAGCAAUGCAUUACCUUCUUGAAUCGGUGCCAUUUACAGAGGUACAAUACUGUAACUAAUUACCUCCACGUUUUCCUGCUUUUCUAGCCGUUUUCCUUUGCGCACUGGCUUCUCGUCUUUUAUACCAACUGGAAGAAUAUAAUUGUUUCUUUGGUCGUCGCUAUCCUCGAAUCAUUCUCCUCUGCUGUUCACCGACCUGUUCGGUUUUUCUUUUAAGCCAUACAUCGCUGACGAAAGAGGUUGGCUUUUCGGCUUUUUACGUAUCUCUUCUUUUUUUUUUUUUUUUCUUUUGCCACAGUAGACGACAAAAUUCCUGUCCAUGAAACACAAACGACGCGUCAUUCUCCUUUUUCAUUCGCGCAGGAUGCGUCAGUUCAGCUCCGGAUCCUGUCGCCAGGACGUCGCCGCUGUUGGCCUGAGCAAAGUUUCGACGAGACGUCGAUGGAAAGCUGCCCGUUGUCAGCGAUCAGCGAUGUUAGAGGGAACGAUUCGUCGAAGGAGGUGCAGAACGAGGUGGAGGUGACAUCCCUGGAGGAGGCGAAAUCGGUGAUAGCCGCGUUAAGAGCGAGGCAAAGGGCACAGGCGCAUCAGAUGCUCGCUUGGCGGAGGACCCUGAAAUUGCAGGAAGACUUGGUGGCUCGGUUGACGAGAGAGAAGGCCGAGCAACUGCGAACAUUGUCCUCGCAGUUGCUGCUAUUCGAAUCGAGGCUUUGUCGGAAGCAGAAGGAGAUCGAGGCUAGCCUGGCUCAACGAGAAUCCAUUAUUCUCCGACAACAGAGGGUGAUUCGGCAACUGCAAAGCAGAUUGGCGGAAAGAAGCGCCGGGACGCGGGAUUCGCCACCCUGCGACGCUCUCGACAGAUUGGACAGUCUGGGUGAUAGCGACAGCGCCGUGGUCCUCGAGGAGGCUGCCGAUGACCUCGCACCGCCAAGAUUUCGUUCGAACAUCACCGACGUGACGGUGAUUCGUUCGGUGUCGGACGCUGUUGAACCGUCGAGUAAAUACUCGUCGAUGCGGCGGUGCAAUGGAUUCCUCAGGAGACCGGAAAUCCUCGAGACCGUUUACUCGGUCGAAGAGGACGCCGACAGUGAAAACAAUCAGGACCCGUCCGAGUCCACGGAAAACUCUGAAUGCGAGGAACGACGGACAAAGAACUUGGGGAAUGGAAAGGGCAGGCUUCAGGAUCUCUACGGGAGCUUCGAGAGGCUCGCUCAAGAAGCUGAUUCCCCGCCGAGCGAGAGACCGAGGGACGAAAGCCAACAAGCACAGGUAACGUACAACAGGGUAAUGAGCAAUCACAGAUCAGUAACGAAGCCAAAAGACGUGAAAUACAAGAGGAUAAACAAGGCGAAGUCGAAGAGUCUGGAAGAGUUGAGAGGUCGGUUGAGAAACUGGGUUGAGAAAGGUAAUAAAAUCGCUAUAUCGUUGGAUCAGUCGUACGCCUGAACCUGUAUCUUCUGAAAGUAUAGAGAGAAUCGUUUAAAGCCACGAUUGUUCAUCGACGCAACGUCUUUGCGAUCACCAGAGGUAAUUAUGGAACUUAUUCCGAGGCGUGAUCGCCGCCCUGGUAUAAUUCAUUGAAAUUCUCAUCGCUCCAUGUGAUAUUUACUGUAGUGUCUCGAGAAUUAAUUAGAAAAACAUUCCGCACUGUGGAAUAUGUUGCGCGUGAACGAUUUUCAACGUUGUUUGUGAUAUAUGUAUACAGGAUAACGAAGAAAAAGGGUUCAGAACUUACAGGGUACUCGCUAAACCGAGUGAAAAAUGUUUAGCGAGCUCGUUCUUCUCGUUCUUCUCCUCUCUUCUUUUCCUUUCUAUCCUGUAAUCAAAAACAUUUGAUAAGUAUAAAAGAAAAAAUCAACAAAUUUUCUGCAUAUGAUUUCUAUGAAAGAAACCAAAGAAUUGUACCAAAAGAAAGAUUAGCAAUUUGUGCUCAAAGUGUCAACCUAGUUGACUUUCAGAGAUUUCCAGUUAUUUCCUCUAUGAAUAAUAAUUUUUAUUGAUUUUCUAUGUACCCGUCAUCAAGAUUUUUCACUCCAAAUGACGAGUACUAUCUGUGAGUACAAAACCCUUUUCUUUCAAGCACCCUGUGUAAUGAUUUUACAGUAAUAAGACCAGGUUAUUCUAGUGAUAAUUACUGUCACGUUCGAAACGAUAAGUGAUUUUUGCGAGAUUUUCUUCUUUUCUUCUCCGUAUAAAAUCCGCGUAAUCGAGUGUACUUUUCUCUUUGCAUUCGCUCCUCUCUAAAAAUCACGUUUCACGACGUUAGGAUAUGUACUGCGAUAACAUUGUGCCCGUCAAAUCGAUUCCUUUUCCGUCAAUUAAGACCACAAUUGGUUGUUCGACCCAAAGCUUCAAUCAGAAAGACGAUACGUAGGUACGUUCACUGUUUUUUAAAAAGGGCAGACCAGAUAUCUACGCAAUCGUACAGACCUGAGCUCAAGUUUUUACCGCUAUCCGUCGCGUCGUUUUUUCUCCGCGUAUACACUUUGUCUACACUGCGAGAAAUAUUAAGCGAUUAACGUUUCCGAUGCAUCAAAUGCGAGACUUAAUUAACGUUUCACGUGGGAUACAAUUCUUUCCUCUAAUUUCUAUAAGAUUUUCUGUUCAGCUCACCGAAUCGCUCGCCCGACUGAUCGAACCAAUUAACGUUCUUUGUUAAUUAAGAAAAUCAUCACUGAUAAUGUACCUUUCUAAGUAAUCCGUGUUAGGGUCCUCGUCAGAGGAUAUAGUUAAUUCGGCAGUAUUGCGAAUCGAUUGCUUCAAUCAGUCGAGCGAUCAAAUUUUUUUAUUAUAAGAUUGAAAGUUUUCUAAACUCUAAUUAAUUUCGGAUAAUCAGUAUCUAUAAACAUGUGAUGCAUUUACAGACUCGUAUACAGCACGAUUAAAAUUGCUCGUUAAGACACGAAAGUCACACUCUGUAGCAUAAUAUUUUUCGAUCGUUCUUUACGCCAAAAUCGGUAACGCGAACUAGAACGGCAUUUUUUAAUUUAUUAAUCGAUAAAGACAACAAGGCGAUAUAAUUAUUACGCCUUGCUCUUUAUAAAAGUGAGAAAGAACUCAGAGAGAGAAAUCCUUGAGGGUACCUGUCUUAAAUUUAAAGCUACGUAGAGGAGUUUCUGUUCGAAAUAGAUUUUCUAUUUUCUAAACGUGUCUUCGAAAAAGAUAUAAAGGUAACAAUCGACAAUCCCUACUUCCGAAGAGAAAUACAUAUAUAUAUACAUAUACCGUUAGAAAAAAAGUCUACAGAUAAUUGAUUUUUUUUUUCUUUUUGUAAAUAAAAAACGAUAAGAUACGUAUGUAAUAUUUUAUUGCUAAGAUUCCUCGGAAUUCUACAAGGUUAUCAUGUAGAUACUCGCGUCCCGCGAAAAUUUAAUCAAUUUUAACGAUAUAGAAACGAGUUUUAUGUUCCUGUAGGCUGUAUAACAGACAGCCAUCGACAGAUCUCGUGCAUAAUAUACUGCGCGCUUAUAAAUAUAUUAUAUAUAUAUAUAUCUAAUACGUAUAUAAAUAAAACGCAUAUAAAUAUAUAAAUACAUAUAAAAUGUAUAUGAAAUACGAUAUAAAAUGUAUUUGAGUCUACUACCGGAUGACGGAUAGGGAAUGAGAACGCGUUCAAGUAUACACGUGGACAAAUGCUGCAAACGGUACACGAGAAAGAGAUUGCUAUUUUAAUUCCCGUAAACGAUGUAACGUGUAUACCGUCGCUUUUUUAGAAAAUUAGUAGACUGCUACCAAUAUUAAUAAUUAACGCAUUAUUAUUUCAAUUAAUUAUUAUUAAACCUCAAAUAAAUCGAAGUA
Molecule: messenger RNA, 8006 nt
Organism: Osmia lignaria (orchard mason bee)
Lineage: Eukaryota; Metazoa; Arthropoda; Insecta; Hymenoptera; Megachilidae
Source: RefSeq, a predicted model, not a curated record